AUGCCUUGCUGUGUUAUACGUUCCUGCUCUAGCGACAGACGUUUUUGUGAAAAAUCGACUAGAAUAACGUUUCAUAGAAAUGCUGAUGAACCCCAUAGAAUGAGGCAGUUAGUAAAGGUACCUUAUAAUAAACCACCACCACGACAGAGAAUGUAUAUAUCAAGAGAUGGAGUAGUUAGAGAUAGUAUAGUAGAUGGCAGUGUACCUACACGUAACCCAGCACCCGAAGACAAUCCUAAUGUCCUUCUAGAUGUUCAAGAUUAUCCUAAAACAUCUACAUAUGAACGGUCAAGAAAUUACGGCAUUAGCAGGAAGACUGUUCAAAACAUUUUUAAUAAAAAUAAGUUCCACCCUUAUAUAAUUCAAAACCACCAAGAAAUAGUAGAAGAUGAUUUUAACAAUUACAAUUAG
This is a messenger RNA of Psylliodes chrysocephalus, 411 nucleotides long. The record is from the annotation of a GenBank genome assembly. NCBI's taxonomy places the organism in Eukaryota, Metazoa, Arthropoda, Insecta, Coleoptera, Chrysomelidae.